AUGCCUGAGUUUGAUGUCGAAGGCCUGCGGCUGACAAGAGACGGAAAAUUGGAGUGCCGAGACUUCUAUCUCAUUUGCAGCAGCCGCUGUUUCGGAGAGAAGAUGAUAAAGGCGUCCCCAUUCUAUUCCCUGGAUGACGCAACAUCAUUUGCAAGGAAGUUGUGGUUCAAUGAGUCCAGUAUACAAUCAUGGCUGGAUGCCUUUUCUGGUCGCAGACACCUCACUCAAGCCAUUGGUCAUGCGCCGGGUUCAAUGAUGAAGGAAUUGAAUCAAUGGGACCGUAUGUACUGGGCAAAAUUUGGGUUUCAGUUUAUAACAAGUACGGAUACGUGGUGCUCACAGGAAAUACUCGACGAGGUGAAGUCACGGCAUGAAAACUCCCUUGUUGUUGAACUGGAAAUUGCGGCACGGGAGGAAUUCAACCUCAUAGUACAUGGCCUUGAUCGACUAUGGGACAGAAUGUCUCGUGAGAAUAUUCAGAAGGAGUCUGAAGCACCGGGGGAGGUGGUUCCAGAUUCAUUGGAUGGAGAGGAUGUUGUCCCUUCCGAUAGAUCUGAUGGCGAGGAUGCUGAUGGACCCAAGGCUUCCACUCUAUCAUAUGAUCUGAAUUUGACGCCAGAAGAGAAUGAAGAUCCUUAUAGUGGAAUGUCUCCUGAGAAGAGGAAUGCAUGGCACUUGGCUGUGUGGGCUACUAGAUACUUGAACCCUUGA
This is a messenger RNA of Arachis ipaensis, 711 nucleotides long. Lineage: Eukaryota; Viridiplantae; Streptophyta; Magnoliopsida; Fabales; Fabaceae. The record is from RefSeq and is a predicted model, not a curated record.